GGCAAGUAAAAAUAGUACGCGAAGACACACAAAGAAGAAAAACUGCAGGUGUAACGCAUGCACCAUAACGAAAACCAUAACAGGAUGUACCAACCCAUACAAAUGCUUCCAAAAGGCAGAAGAAAUGCUCGACUCACUAGACCCAAAAUGGGACCCCAGAAAAAGACAACCCGAAGACUACGAAGAACAAUUAGUACCACAAGCGCCACAGGACGAAAACUCAAAAACCACCGAGAUCGACCAAAGAAUAACCACGAAAGGCUCACCUGCGGACGUAUUUAGAAUAUUCACGGAGGACGGGAAAAACACGAGCCCGGAAGCGCCAUACCUGGAACACGCAAAGAACCCAGAGGACGAAACAGUGGAACUCACAGUGUACACAGACGGUUCGGCAACAAACAAUGGGAAAAAUAACACAGAGGCAGGUUCAGGAAUCUUCUUCGGAGACAACGACGAACGGAACAGAUCUAUCAGAAUACCAAACGAAUUUGGCCCAUCUAACCAAGUUGCCGAGAUAUUAGCAGUGAAAGAAACCAUCGAGAUGUGCCCACUAGGCGCACCUCUCCACAUAUACACAGAUUCGAUGUAUACAAUAAACACCCUCACGAAGAACCUUACCAAAAUCCAAGACGAAGGAUUCUUCCUAACAGCAAAUAGCGAUAUAGUAAGAACGACAGUCACAAAAAUACGAAACAGAAGAGCGAAAACGAGACUCACCUGGGUCAAAGGCCACUCAGGCAUUGACGGAAACGAGAAGGCCGACAAAUUAGCCGAUAUCGGACGAAAAAAGAACGACCCAGACAUCAUCGACACCCAGGUAAACGAAAACCUUAAAAUACACGGCGCAAAACUAGCAACGAUGACCCAAUCCCUAGCAUACAAAAUAAUCAGGAAAAUCAAAAUGAAGAACGACAGAUACCAAGAUGCCCUCGAGAGGAAGACCACAAGAAAAAACAUAGACCUGGCAAUGGGAGCCACAGAAGCGGUGAACGAAGACCACACAGAGGCGACCGAAGCGACCGAACAACAGAUCUGGAAGGGCGUCAGAAACAAAGACUUCUCGAGAAGUAUAAGAUACUUCAUGUGGAUGACAAUCCACGGAGCGUACAAAGUAGGUCACCACUGGACCAAGAUCCCAGGACACAAAGAGAAAGCAACGUGCAACAUCUGUGGAGAUGACGUAAUCGAGUCAAUGGAGCACAUCCUCCUGCGCUGCAACGCAGCCGGCCAGAAGCAGAUAUGGGCGCUGGCGAACCGGAUAUGGCAGAUGAAAACCGGUAAAGACCUAAACCCGACCUUCGGGUCAAUCAUAGCCUGUGGAGCCAUGAAUACGAGGAACGAAGGACUAUCGAGACUACUCAGAAUCAUAACUUCAGAGUCAGCGCACCUAAUAUGGAGGCUGAGAUGCGAACGUGUAAUCCAAGAAAAAGCCGAAGCAACAGAACAAGAGAUCAAGAACAGAUGGAUAAAUGCUAUAAACUUGAGGCUAUUAACAGACUGCAAGAUGACGAACGAAGGAAAAUACGGCUCCAAGGCAAUCAAAGUCUCCCUGGUCCGGAAGACUUGGGCGAAAACGCUAGCGAACAAGGUGAAUCUCCCGAAGAACUGGACCAAGGGAGGCGGGGUUUUGGUGGGUGUCGGCUAGGAAGGGGCAAUGAAGGAGCUGACCGAUCGGCUCCCGAGCCGCAGAGCCGAAGCCCCACACAUGGCAUCGCGGGCAACCGGAUGUAACGUGCGGAUAACUUCGGUUAUCAAGCGCAUUUCCUUGUGUGAACAACCCUCAACAGGCUGGGUCUCUCAAGUCCAAAGCCUACAAAAUGACGAGAGUAAGACGGACGACUAGGUCGGACCAUCUUCCUCUGUAAACGUCCCACAAAAAAAAAAAAAAAACAACUUGUCUGAGCCAGUGGCUGUACACGUGGCAUGACUUUAGAUCCACUCGUGAUAUGACCUUCACCUCCUCCCCACCGUCGACGAUGCUGUGCGCAACAACCGACCACAGCUUCUUCAGCUCCCCUCCGCGGCACGCUACCCACACUCUCCCCUGCCCACCGCACGUCAGGACACGCGUAGUCAAGCGAGUCGUCGCCAGCCCCACACCCUCGACCUCCAGCCCGGCGCGUGCGUCCAAGUCGACCCCGGCGUCCCCCCUCUCCACGCCCCCCACCUCGUCCCCCAUCUCGAGCCCCACGCGCAAACGCAAGUCCCCAGCCGCGGACGCCGCCGCCGCGCCGGACGCCCCCCCAGGCGCACACGCAGAACCCGCCGCCGCCGUGCCGCGGCAGGUCAAAAAGCUGCGCGGCGACAAAGAAAAACCGCGCAGGCGCGCCGUGCCGCCCGCCAAGGCCGCGCGACGCGCCGCGAGCGAGAACACGUCCGCGCGCUCGACGCCGGAGCCCAUCUACCGCAGCGCGCGGUCGCGCUCGGGGUCGUACUUCUCCGUCGAGACCGGGCUGGCGCCGCAGCGGCGGUCGUGGAGCGCCGAGGCGGAUGCGGGCGACGACCCGCACCAUUUCAGCUCGGAGGACGCGGUUGCGCUGCUCCUGCGGACCUACUGUGGAUACUUUAAGAACCCUGACGAUCUGGCUGACACCUCGUUCAAGCCACAUCCGACCAACUACCCUGUGGUUGAGCUUGAGUACCCGAACUCGAAUGCCGCAGAAAGGUACAGUAUGCUGCAGUCCAUGCACAAGGACCAUUAUAAUCCUAUCAUGGAUGUCGAGCAGUCGUUAUAUAUGAUAGUUGACCGCUACCUGACGCCUUCCCAGCAGAAGCUCUUUGGGCCAGUCCCAAAAGGUAGCCACUUCACCUGGGAAGAAUCACCCUCGCCGAUCCCCUCUACAUCGUCAGACGUAUCUGACGACGAGGACCACCCUAUGCUGGAGACCGCGCCGGGGCGGCUGCCGCUUCUGCGUCAAGUCCAGCGUGCGAUCCACAUGCGCAACGGGCCCAUGUUCCUGCAGGCCUUCCACGACAUCAACAAGAUCCUGCGCCGGUUCAAGUACCCUGCGCUCCCACGGACGAACUCGCUGAUGCAGAUGGUGACGAAGUGGACGGACGCGGGGCUCCCGAAGCAGGUGCUCAUGCGCGUGAUCGAGGAGAACUACCAGCGGAGCGUCGGGCCGCAUGUGCAGAAGCUGAAGCACUACGAGGCGUUCUCGAGCGCGGUGUACGGGGAACUUCUCCCGUCGCUCGUCUACGACAUCGUCGUCGCCACGGGGCUCAAAGAGAACUCGCUGUUCCUGGAUCUGGGGAGCGGGGUCGGUAAUGUCGUUGCGCAGGCGAGCUUGCAGUCCGGCUGCAGGAGCUACGGGAUCGAGCUUAAUCCCACGCCGGCGAAAGUGGCGCGGGACAUGGCGGAGCACUUUCGGGUGCGCUGUCGGAUGUGGGGCUUGAGGCUGGGCGAGAUCGAGCUCGAGGAGGGCGAUAUGCUGAAGAGUGCGCGGGUCAACGAGCUGAUCAGCCAGGCCGACGUCGUGUUGGUCGACAACAAGGUCUUUGAACAGAGCCUGAACGAGCAGCUGCGACCUAAAUUCCUAGAUCUGAAAGAGGGCGCCUAUGUCGUGUCGCUGGCGCCGUUUGUGCCUUCUGUGAACGCACGGCUCACGGAACGAAAUGCGAGUGCUUUCCGUUUGGUGGACGACAUCAGCGCGAUCUUCGACGUGACGGAGAUGGAGUACCGCUCGGGGAGCGUGUCGUGGGGCAACAGCGGAGGGACGUACUACAUCCACCGUGUCGACCGCGAGGGAUAUGCCGAGAUCCUGAAACGCUUCGAGAGCUCGCGGGGCGGGGCGCGCCCGGCGCGGCGGCGGGCCUGACGGCGCGAAUGUGUUUCCGUGUGUGUGUACAUUAUCGUGCGUGGCCGGACGAUGGGACUUGGGUGGCCCCCGUCCGGCGCUGCGGUUGUAGCAGUGGGCGGUCGAUGGUGCUCUCUCGCCCCCGCUGCGUUUGAUGGUUUCAGACUUUUGUGUGCGUUAGUAUACCUCCCUGUCCUGCGUAAUUGUUCGUGUACUUUAUUGACUUUUAUUUCUCUGGCCGCGCUCUGUCGUGUGCUUGGCGGUGGAGAAAGCCGCACGUAUCUAUUUAUGUAUCGCACAGAAAUCUGUGAUGGCCCAAGAUGCACGAGAGGCGUUUCACCGCGUCCAUGCUCGACGCACAGCCCCGCCGGCCCUGCAUGCUUAUAACAAGCGGACGGCUGAUGCUGAAGCACGAACCCCCUCAUUCAUGCUUAUGUCACCGCCCUCUGCUCUGCUCGUUGCGUUAUGCCUGAUCUCUCCCGCGCUCGCGUGGAGAGAUUGCGUCAACGGCCUGUGCGUCAGCAGCACGCCACCCCCGAUCUUCAUCGUAGUCAUCGUGAUCAUCGUCGUCCUGGCGGUGUGCUCGUUCGGGUUCGCCGCGCUGCGCUACGCGCGGCUGCGGAGAAUGCAGGGGAUCCGGCAGACACAGUCCACGUAUAUCAUCGGAGGAGCGGGGUAUCCGGCGACGACAAUAUAUACGCCGGACGUGCCGCCUCCGACGUAUUUUCACAGUCCCGGUCACGUGCACCACCAUCACCACCAUGAUCAGACGAUGCAAAUGGCUGCGAUGCAGAACAACAAUACCAUGGGUAUGAAUACGACGGCAGGUGGAUUUUCUGGGCCUUGAGUCUCGGAGGCUGUAUGUAUAGUAUACUGGACUAUUAUUUCUGCAAUGCUGUAUUUCUAUCCACUGAUUCAUGCAUCUUCG
Messenger RNA from Mycena citricolor, 4725 nucleotides. The record is from the annotation of a GenBank genome assembly. Lineage: Eukaryota; Fungi; Basidiomycota; Agaricomycetes; Agaricales; Mycenaceae.